AAGCUGAUUGGCCGGAAACGUCGCUGAAGACGCUGGUUGGUCGCAGUCUCCAGUCGGUCUCUCCCAGGUGGCAGGAAAGAUGGCGCUGAGGGCUCUGGUCGGUGUCAAGCGGGUCAUAGACUAUGCCGUGAAGGUCCGCGUGAAGCCGGAUAAGACCGGUGUGGUGACCGACGGGGUGAAACAUUCGAUGAAUCCCUUCUGCGAGAUUGCCGUGGAAGAAGCCGUCAGAUUAAAGGAGAAGAAGAUUGUCAGCGAAAUUAUCGCCGUCAGCUGCGGCCCGCAGCAAUGCCAGGUAGGAAGUCUGAAAGCAAAGAAAAAGAAGAUUGAAACUGUGAAGCCGGCAGAUCUUGGGGUAGACAUGACAAGCCGAAUACAGAUUCUCAGUGUGGAGGAUCCACCGCAGAGACAAUCCGGCAUGAAAGUGGAGACAGUAGAGGACCUCGUCAGCAAACUCAGGGAGGGCGGCCAUGUCUAGCAGGACCAGGUUUUUUGGAAAGUUUGGGCAUUUGCCGCAGAAGAGCGGGUCCUGCCAGCACCCUCCCGUCCUAUUCACCUGCCGGUGCCUUCCGAAACCGCCGCCAGCCGCGAUUGUACAAACCUCAACAUCCAAUCCUUCUGUACAAAUGGAAACUGGUGGAGGGAAAAAAAAAACUGAAAUCAAACCAAUUAUUUUUUUUCUUGCUGUAAUUUGCGUCUAUAAAUAAAUGUUUUUUCCCUUUGUACGUGGAGACCGGAGUCUCCUUGUGAUUAUUUAAUAAUGGGUCGCGGUGGGGGAGCGAUGGAGCACGCAGUGUACGAGUAUAGAAGAGUUACAAUGAGAGCUCAGCCAUGUGUGACAUCCCACUACUCCCAGGAAGAGCGCCGACUCCCGAAACACGGCGACUAUUAAGUGAAGUGCCUGCUGGGUAUUCAGGAGCUGCACACUUCUAAUAACACAGGAUUAUCAGACAGGUUAAUAUUGCUUCUAAUGUUAGGUUUCAAUUCUAUCUCUUUUUUCUUUUCCUUUUUAAUCUGUAAUUAUACAAAAUGAUCCGUUUCCUUCGUUUGACAUCAGUCCGGAAAAUGCGUUUUUUUGUUGUAUUAAAGAAGACCUGAUCUAUGAAAGCU
Messenger RNA from Rana temporaria (common frog), 1107 nucleotides. RefSeq names its product electron transfer flavoprotein subunit beta (gene ETFB). Gene Ontology annotation, cellular component: cytosol. NCBI's taxonomy places the organism in Eukaryota, Metazoa, Chordata, Amphibia, Anura, Ranidae. Gene Ontology annotation, molecular function: electron transfer activity. The transcript is spliced from 4 exons. The coding region runs from base 80 to 475 and encodes 131 amino acids. The record is from RefSeq and is a predicted model, not a curated record.